AAGAGUAUAAAUAGACAUACAAAUGAUAGGACAUAUAACAUAGAAUGGCAUAUGUACAUGUGCAAGUGGUAAUAUAUGUGCAAGGUAGGGGUAUGUACAGUUAUUGAAAAAACAUGAGUAAUUUUACAUAUUUACAUGAGAUAUUUAUUUACAUUUACAUUAAAACGACACAGACUUAUCCUCAAAGGUAAUAAUAGAACGUACAGUAUAUAUGUAAUAGAAACAUUCAAAAUGUAAAUGGUAAAUAGAAAGUUUUAAAAUAAAUUAAAAAAUAAAAAUAAAAAAAAAGAUAAAAAAAAAACUUCUAUUAAUGGAACAUGAGCACUGAUGGAACUCCUGAGUAUUGUAUUGUAAUAAAUUAUAAGUGCAUUCUAUGUGGACAGCAUUUUUAUAUCCACAUACUGUAUUUUCAUAUUAAUAAUGAAAGUGUUACCUUUUUAUUUUGUUAUUGUCUGUAUCAUCAUGAAGUGCAUGCUGCAAAAGCUAAAAAAACAAAACAAUAACACUUUUUAAAAAGAGGUAAUGCUGCGUCUUGAAAUGUAGCAGAGAAACUCAGAAUAAAGUUCAGUUUAAGAGCAUUUGUUCUGUAGUUCUGUAGUUAUCGCGCAAAGGUUUGAGGUACUACAUGCUGCAAAUGUUCUGUUUUCAGUUGCACUGAUAGUCGCGCUCGAGGGUCGCAUUAGAUUCUGCAUGUCUCCGUUUCAAAGGGCUGAUAGUGGCUCCUCCCUCUCUGUACCUUGUGACAACAACAACUCAUCCAUAGAACAGAGCCACACUUUUCUGCUCAAUUUCUUCCUGUCAUUCUCUCUCAAUCUUUCGCAGAGUCCUAAUUUAUCCACGACACCUCUCCUCGUGCACUCGCGCAUCGGUGGAGCCCUCUCCGGUGGAUUUCUUCUUCUUUGCGCUACUUUUGCAUACUGGUUCUCUUUCCAAUCUGAACUUAUUUCAUAGGUGCAGAACACCAUGGCCGUACCGGCUGCUCUGAUCCCCCCCUCGUCUCUGGUCCAGCCGUGUCCGAUCUCAACUUCAUCGUCAGCAUCAUCAGCAUCAUCAUCAUCAUUCUCCGUGAACGCCGCACCAUCAUCCUCGCCCACGGCCACUUCUGCGUCUCCCUCUCAGUCAGCGACCCAGAAUCUGUUCCGAUCGGAUCUGAUCAGCGCUAACUCCAGCAUUCCUCUGCCCGGCAAGCCCGUGUACUCGACCCCAUCUCCUGUUGAAAACACCCCGCAGAAUAAUGAGUGCAGGAUGGUGGAGCUUAGGGGUGCCAAGGUGGCCUCUUUCACAGUGGACGGACAGGAGCUCAUUUGUCUUCCCCAGGCGUUUGACCUGUUCCUCAAACACCUGGUUGGAGGACUGCACACCGUCUACACCAAACUCAAGCGGCUGGAGAUCACGCCCGUGGUGUGUAACGUGGAGCAGGUCCGCAUCCUGCGGGGACUGGGGGCCAUCCAGCCCGGGGUCAACCGCUGCAAACUCAUAUCCAGGAAAGACUUCGAAGUCCUCUACAAUGACUGCACCAAUGCCAGCUCAAGACCCGGGAGGCCUCCAAAACGGACCCAGAGUGUGACAUCGCCGGAGAACCCGCACAUCAUGCCACACUCGGUGCCGGGGCUCAUGUCUCCAGGAAUCAUUCCCCCCACAGGUCUGACAGCCGCCGCUGCAGCAGCUGCAGCCGCCACCAAUGCCGCCAUCGCCGAGGCCAUGAAGGUGAAGAAAAUCAAACUCGAGGUGAUGAGCAGCUACCACAGCAACCGCACUCACCAUGGUGCAGACUCAGAGAACGGAGAUCUCAGUUCCAGUGUGGGCUUGGAACUGCCAUUUAUGAUGAUGCCCCACCCCCUGAUCCCUGUCAGCCUGCCUCCCGCAUCCGUCACCAUGGCGAUGAGUCAGAUGAACCACCUCAGCACCAUCGCCAAUAUGGCCGCCGCAGCACAGGGACAGAGUGCCCCAUCCAGAAUGGUGACAUCAGUGAUUAAGGAGCGUGUCCCUGACAGUCCCUCCCCUGCCCCCUCUCUGGAAGAUGGCAGGAGGCCGGGGAGCCGACCCUCAUCCCAGCGCAGCAGCAGCGUCUCCAGCUCUCCCGCGCACACCGAGAGCUCUUCCGACAGAAUGCCUGUGCAUCAGAACGGACUGUCGAGGAACCAGGCAUUACUGGGCCUGUCUCCCAGCAUCUUACCCGGACCUAAGGAGGGUGACUUGGCAACUCACGACAUUGGCCAUGAGGCCAAGAGAAUGCACCUGGAGAAAGAAAAUCCCCUGUGCACGCCAACAGCGAGAGACAGCUAUGAGAGACUGUCGCUGGCAAGUCAGGGUUUACCUCCAGGAUUCCCCUCACCUUUCCUCUUCCCUGAUGGACUGUCAUCUAUAGAGACACUUCUUACUAACAUUCAGGGUUUGCUGAAGGUGGCGAUUGAUAACGCCCGCGCUCAGGAGAAACAAGUGCAGCUGGAGAAGACGGAGCUGAAGAUGGAGCUGUUUAGAGAGAGAGAGCUUAGAGAGACCCUGGAGAAACAACUGGCUGUUGAGCAGAAGAACAGAGCUAUCAUUCAGAAGCGUUUGAAGAAAGAGAAGAAAGCGAAGAGGAAAUUGCAAGAAGCACUGGAGUACGAGUCAAAGCGACGAGAGCAGGCGGAGCAGUCCCUGAAACAAACGUCACCCACAGAAAAUCUCAGAUCACUCAACGAUCUGCUUCUCGGUCAGAACCUGGCAGCAUCAAAUCUGUAUCAAAGCAUCAUAUCUAACAAUAAUUCAGUGAAGACUUGGAAACAACUGAACUCGUUGACCCAGGAGAUAGAGACUGACCGCAGUGGUGGCAGAACAGAUGCUGAGAGGACAAUACAAGCAGAUGGAAGACUUUUUCUGAAAACCACAGUGAUGUACUGAUAGCAUGCCGUUGAAGACUGGUGUCAUAUGAAGAUUUUCCCGAGUCCCCUUGCAGGGUAAUUUAGUUACAGCAACAGGUCAAUCGCUCAUAGAGGUGCAUCAAGUGUCUGUUCUUGGCCCGAUGUGGAAGACGGAUUGUUUCAGAAUGUAGUAUUAGGACUCUUAUUCUCACAGAAAUUAAUGUUAUAAUAUGCCAGUUGUGGGGUUUGGAUAUCAUGAGUUGGCUGUUGUGAAGGUGACAAUUUGAGCACAGUAAAAUGUACCGUUUGGUACACAUGGUGAUAAUACUUACAACAAACUCACAGCACUGAAGAAUUUUUAUACUGUAUUUAAACCAGCGAGAAAGCUUCGAAAAUAAAAUCUGAUUCAGAGGUUUUGUUUUGUAUUAAAAAAAAAGAAAAAACAUAAGUCCUUAAUGUCAUAACUAUUUGCCAAGAUGUUAAAAAUCCAAGCUUAGAAAAGAGCCUCUGAAAAAUUUAAUUUGAAUAUAUGUUGAUGAACAAAAAUGACUAAUAUUUGCUUUUAAUGUUUUCUAAACUAGAAGAAAAAAACAAUCAUGUUUCAUUUCUAUCAUUAUUGUAUAUACAAGAACAGAAACUAUAGGUUAACUCACUCAAUUUGGUAUUUGUAUAUAGUGUUAAAAGUUGGUAUUGUGUAUGCAGUAGAUCUAUUAGGAGAACAAUACCAACGUUUAUAUUGAAUUUAUAAAUUUGUUUUGUUUCUGAGCCAUCAUUCUUUCAAUUCGCUACCACUAUGGUGAGGAAGCAUGUAGGCAUGUAAAUGUGUUGUCCUGAUUUUAUGUUAUUCAAUAAAUACUUAACUGUGCUGAACAAUUACGUACUUAGGGUUUAUUCACUUACACCCAGAAAAGGUUGAUAAACAGUAUCAUUUUAACUGCUACAUUUUCAGUUUGCAGUGAGAUGAAUCUUAACCAUGUAUGCAUUGAUUUAAGCUGCAGUUUAUGAAGAAGUUGUAUAGAUCAUUAUGUUUAAUCUGGUGUAACCCCCCUUUAAAUGACAAGUGCUCAUUGUGUAAAUAGAUAUUUUCACAGCAGAGCAACAUACUACCUUCUUAAAAUAAUGGGGGGGGGAGGGGGGUGAAGGAAUAGCUUGAGUUAAAGAAGGUUGAGUGCAUUUUUUCAUUGAAUAAUAUUAUAUAUGAUAAAAAUGUAUCUUGAAUUUGGAUUUGUUUUAAUCACUUGCUGAACUGUAAUAAUCCUAGUUUAAAACUGUUAUUUCCAACAAGAUUAGAUACUUCAUUAGAAUAUUAGAUAUUUCACUAGAUAUUUCAGUCUAGACUUGUUAGCAACACAUCAAUUUGUUCAUAAAAAUGUCCUUUAUUGUUAUAUUUGAAAUCAUUAUUUAUUAUGUAAGAUUCUUUUAGAAAUUCCUGAAUUAAUUGACAACAUUUGGCAAAUUCCCAACAAUUAACUUUUACAUAUACACUACCAGUCAAAACUUUUGAAACACUUGACUGAAAUGUUUCUCAUGAUCUUAAAAAUCUUUUGAUCUGAAGGCGUAUGCUUAAAUGUUUGAAAUUAGUUUUGUAGACAAAAAUAUAAUUGUGCCACCAUAUUAAUUAUUUCAUUAUAAAACUAAAAUGUAAUAAAAAAAAAAAUUAAAAAAAAUAGUUUUUGAAAUUGAUGACUUGGACCAAAUAAUAAAGAAAAGCAGCCAAUAAGUGCCCAACAUAGAUGGAAACUCCUUCAAUACUGUUUAAAAAGCAUCCCAGGGUGAUACCUCAAGAAGUUGGUUGAGAAAAUGUCAAGAGUACAUGUCUGCAAAUUCUAGGCAAAGGGUGACUACUUUGAAGAUGCUAAAAUAUAACACAGUUUUGAUUUAUUUUGGAUUUUGUUUAGUCACAACAUAAUUCCCAUUGUUCCAUUUAUGUUAUUCCAUAGUUUUGAUGACUUUACUAUUAUUCUAAAAUGUGAAAAAAAAAUUAUAACAAAGAAUGAGUAAGUGUUUCAAAACUUUUGACCGGUAGUGUACGUUAUUGAACUUUGCCAAUAUAAAGGCAAAAAUCAAGUUAUCAUGUCAAUCUGAAACUAUUGAAUUUGAAUAAAGUGCGAAACAAUUGUA
This is a messenger RNA of Myxocyprinus asiaticus (Chinese sucker), 4964 nucleotides long. RefSeq names its product dachshund homolog 1-like. The record is from RefSeq and is a predicted model, not a curated record. Lineage: Eukaryota; Metazoa; Chordata; Actinopteri; Cypriniformes; Catostomidae. The transcript is spliced from 12 exons. The coding region runs from base 964 to 2883 and encodes 639 amino acids.